Molecule: messenger RNA, 1992 nt
Organism: Corapipo altera (White-ruffed manakin)
Lineage: Eukaryota; Metazoa; Chordata; Aves; Passeriformes; Pipridae
Gene: ATP6V1C2
Product: ATPase H+ transporting V1 subunit C2
Exons: 13
Coding region: 566-1714 (382 amino acids)
Biological process (GO): proton transmembrane transport
Cellular component (GO): lysosomal membrane; vacuolar proton-transporting V-type ATPase, V1 domain
Molecular function (GO): proton-transporting ATPase activity, rotational mechanism
Source: RefSeq, a predicted model, not a curated record
CUGCCCUCAUCUGUUCGCUUCACGCCACAGUAGCUGGUCCCCCCUCCGGGUUCUCGCGACUGUUCUGUCUGUGGUGGUGUGACGAUACCGUCUCCGUACUCCAGGACCUGCCUUCUUCCAGCUCCUUCCUAUCCAACCGGGGAAGAAAAAACACAGGGGAAAGCAAUAUUCCAUUCUUGCCAGUGGCAUCUUUUGCAACCUUUAUGUUCAGCAGAGGUCUUGCUUUCAGUUUUCCCUACAAGUAUCCAACAAUUUGAGAAUGAAUAGUUAUCAAGCAGAAAUGCUUUAUUACGUUUGGGUGGUUUGGUGAAGUCCCCAGACUCCCCAGUGGUGACUGGACGUACAGUGCAAGGCAAAUGGAACAGGCUGGGAGGGAAAAGGGGAGGAGGAAGCUUCAUUUCUUCAUUCAGAAACUGGAUGGAUCAACCCUGAGAAGGAAAGAACAGUCACACUCUUUCCGUGACAUUCUGGGGAAGGGAAGAGCACGCUUUGUGCAGUGCUUUUUCAACCACUUACCUGCUUUGAGUUUCUGCAGUGAGCAGGAGUGAAGGAAAAAUACUAGAUAAUGUCAGAGUUCUGGCUAAUUUCUGCUCCAGGAGAUAAAACAAAUCUGCAGGCAUGGGAGAGAAUGAACACUGUGACAUCUAAAUCCAACCUGUCCAGCAACAGCAAAUUCCAUAUUCCAGACUUAAAGGUGGGGACACUGGAUGCUCUUGUUGGUCUGUCAGAUGAGUUGGGAAAACUUGAUGGCUUUGCUGAAAGCGUAAUAAAGAAAAUAGCCCAGUACAUAGGAGAAGUUAUAGAGGACUCAAAAGAUAAAGUCCAAGAAAAUCUUCUGGCCAAUGGAGUUGACCUAAUUAGCUACUUGACACGGUUUGAGUGGGACAUGGCCAAAUAUCCCAUAAAGCAGCCGCUGAAGAAUAUAUCAGAAGCAUUAGCAAAGCAAGUGACUCAAAUAGAAACAGACCUGAAGACUCGAUCAGCUGUGUACAACAACAUUAAAGGAAAUUUGCAAAGCCUGGAGAAAAAAACUAUGGGAAAUCUGCUGACCCGGACCCUGGCAGACAUAGUGCAUAAAGAAGACUUUGUUCUGGAUUCUGAGUAUCUUAUCACACUGCUCGUCGUGGUGCCAAAGUCAAGCUACAUACAGUGGCAGAAGACCUAUGAAUCCCUCUCAGAUAUGGUAGUGCCUCGCUCCACCAAAAUGAUUGCUGAGGAUGCAGAGGGAGGACUCUUCACCGUGACCCUAUUUAGAAAAGUGAUGGAUGACUUCAAGGCUAAAGCCAGGGAGAACAGGUUCAUGGUUCGAGAAUUUUAUUAUGAUGAGAAGGAGCUGAAAUGUGAAAAGGAAGAGCUGAUGAAAUUAGCUUCUGAUAAGAAACAACAAUAUGGCCCAUUACUGCGCUGGCUGAAAGUGAACUUCAGUGAAGCAUUUGUGGCUUGGAUUCAUGUGAAAGCCUUAAGAGUUUUUGUUGAAUCUGUCCUGAGGUAUGGCCUUCCAGUAAAUUUCCAAGCAAUGCUGUUGCAACCAAAUAAGAAGUCUGUAAAACGCCUGAGAGAUGUCCUAAACGUGGUCUUCAAACACCUGGAUGAAGUUGCAGCAGCAAGUAUAAUGGACCCUGGCAUGGACAUCCCUGGCUUACAACUGAGUAACCAAGAAUACUAUCCUUAUGUCUAUUUCAAGAUUGACCUCAGUCUUCUUGACUGCAGUUAAAGAAAAAUUGCUCAAGCUUCAUCUAUUAAUUUUCAAGACUCUUAUGUUAUAGUAAAACGAUCUUUAGCUGCUGAAAGUCAAAUUAAAAUGCAGAUGCUGUAGCAGGAUGAUCUUCCUACCAAUAAUUUUUACAGUGACUUCAAUAUAAAUAUUCCUUAUUCAUAGUUUUACAAAAAAAAUAUUUCAGAGGCAGGAGGUACUAUGGUAGUAUUUAUUUUUUUUGGUAAAUUACAAAGAUGGAGUAUCUACAGGACUUGAAAUAAAACAAUUUAAAAAAA